UUUGUUAAACCCCACCGUGACCUGUCCAGUAAAGCAGAGACACCCAACUUCACGCAUUCCUCCAUCACAAACUUACGGAAAUUUGAAACCACAACCACAAGCUCCUUCGUCCUUCGCUGUUCCGCUCUUUCUCCGCUUCUCUCCAAUUCUCUGUAUAUUCGCAUCCUGAAACUGAAUCAAUUCGCGACGAAAGUUCUAGAACUGGAAUUAGAUUCUCCCUCACAAAGCAAUUUCUGCUUUCUCGAACAACGGUGAGUUGUAAGUAGGGAUGGAGUUUGAGAAUCAGAGCGGUUGUGGCUCGUAUUAGUGGUGGACGGAUAUCGGAUUAUCGGCUUGGGGAUCGACUGUCAAGAUGUCUCUGCGAAUAAAGACGGUGGUGGACAAGUUCGUGCAGGAGCUGAAGGAAGCUUUAGACGCGGACAUUCAGGACAGGAUCAUGAAGGAGAGGGAGAUGCAGAGUUAUAUAGAAGAGCGCGAGCGGGAAGUCGCCGAACGCGAGGCUGCCUGGAAAGCCGAGCUCUCUCGCCGCGAGGCAGAGAUUGCCCGACAAGAAGGAAGGUUAAAGAUGGAGAAAGAAAAUCUCGAGAAGGAGAAAAGCGUCCUCAUGGGAACUGCAUCAAACCAAGAUAACCAAGAUGGAGCUCUUGAAAUAACAGUUAGUGGUGAAAAGUAUCGGUGCCUCAGGUUUGCAAAGGCAAAGAAAUGAGGCGUCACAGUGAAUGGUGAAGGACGACGGUGGCCAUGAAUAUGACAUAGUAAGCAUCUUAAUUCAUUCCAAUGCAUUGAAUAUGCCUAUGUGGCUAAAGCAAUUCAUAAUAUAUGUAUUGUUGAUAUCAUUUCAAUAAUAUUUGAUGUCGCUUCUAAAUCUUCAGCGAGCAGCGAAAAGAAACAGGUUCCUGUGCAGGAACCAGGAAGAAGGAUUAUACAUACAAGUUUCGCCUUCUAAUUCAUUGGAUGCUUUUUGUGGACCUGUACAUAUUUAGACUCUAUAAUACUAUAAUGUACAUAUAGAUUUUCAAUCUUUCAUGGUCAUGUUUCAUGGAGCCUUACUCA
This is a messenger RNA of Tripterygium wilfordii, 1053 nucleotides long. RefSeq lists its product as uncharacterized. The transcript is spliced from 2 exons. Bases 353 to 706 code for a protein of 117 amino acids. The record is from RefSeq and is a predicted model, not a curated record. Lineage: Eukaryota; Viridiplantae; Streptophyta; Magnoliopsida; Celastrales; Celastraceae.